This is a messenger RNA of Tyto alba (common barn owl), 1314 nucleotides long. Its product is annotated as mucin-16-like. Bases 226 to 1314 code for a protein of 362 amino acids. The record is from RefSeq and is a predicted model, not a curated record. The transcript has 12 exons. NCBI's taxonomy places the organism in Eukaryota, Metazoa, Chordata, Aves, Strigiformes, Tytonidae.
AACAGGACCAGAGGCAUCACGCAGCUGGGCCCUUACCGCCUGGACAGGGACAGCCUCUACGUCAACGCUUACAACGAGCAGCCAGUCCUGCCCGCUCCCACCCACCCACCUACGACCGCUGCAGCCCCCGAGCGUUUCACCAUCAACUUCACCAUCACCAACCUCCCCUACAGUUCCGACCUGGCGACUCCCGACUCGGCCAAGUUCAACACGACGCGAAGAGUCAUGGCCACCUUGCUUCACCGCCUUCUGAAGGACAGCAGCAUUGGCCCCGCUUUCCUGGGAUGUGAAACAACAGCCUUCAGGCCCGUCAGGCAAGGGGACGGCACGGGGGUGGACGCCGUCUGCACCUACGCGAAGGAGCCCUCCGCCCCACCCUUGGACAGGGUGGGCCUCUACCACGAAGUCAGCAACAGGACCAGAGGCAUCACGCAGCUGGGCCCUUACCGCCUGGACAGGGACAGCCUCUACGUCAACGCUUACAACGAGCAGCCAGUCCUGCCCGCUCCCACCCACCCACCUACGACCGCUGCAGCCCCCGAGCGUUUCACCAUCAACUUCACCAUCACCAACCUCCCCUACAGUUCCGACCUGGCGACUCCCGACUCGGCCAAGUUCAACACGACGCGAAGAGUCAUGGCCACCUUGCUUCACCGCCUUCUGAAGGACAGCAGCAUUGGCCCCGCUUUCCUGGGAUGUGAAACAACAGCCUUCAGGCCCGUCAGGCAAGGGGACGGCACGGGGGUGGACGCCGUCUGCACCUACGCGAAGGAGCCCUCCGCCCCACCCUUGGACAGGGUGGGCCUCUACCACGAAGUCAGCAACAGGACCAGAGGCAUCACGCAGCUGGGCCCUUACCGCCUGGACAGGGACAGCCUCUACGUCAACGCUUACAACGAGCAGCCAGUCCUGCCCGCUCCCACCCACCCACCUACGACCGCUGCAGCCCCCGAGCGAUUCACCAUCAACUUCACCAUCACCAACCUCCCUACAGUUCCGACCUGGCGACUCCCGACUCGGCCAAGUUCAACACGACGCGAAGAGUCAUGGCCACCUUGGCCCGUCAGGCAAGGGGACGGCACGGGGGUGGACGCCGUCUGCACCUACGCGAAGGAGCCCUCCGCCCCACCCUUGGACAGGGUGGGCCUCUACCACGAAGUCAGCAACAGGACCAGAGGCAUCACGCAGCUGGGCCCUUACCGCCUGGACAGGGACAGCCUCUACGUCAACGGUGACCUAUGCUCCUCUCUCUGCCUCCUCUGCUAUCCCGCGCCAGCCUCCCCUACCCCUUGCCGUCCCCGCUCCAGAUCAUGA